ACAGAGCCAAAAAAGGAACAGAAAUAAGAAAAGACUAGUAGUACUCUAGUAGAUUUCUCUCCGUUUCAUUUUCUUCGUCGGUCAAUCGAAAGAUCUUGGAACUUCUGCAAUAUCUCCGAAGCUGCAAAAGGUUUAUUGGAUCUACAGGUGGUGUUUCAGAAAUCGAAGCUCCAUGAAUUCGUCUCAGUUCAUGGAUAAGCAGGUCAUGGGUCUUUCGGGAUCCCAAAACAACGAUUUUUUUGACCUUCUCAAUCCUCAUGAAGAACAAGGCGGUGGCGCGAAGAAAGAAGAAAUCUUGCCCAGCUAUGAUUUUCAGCCCAUUCGACCCACUGGACUUCCUCAAUCGCCAAAUCACGAAGGGAGCAAUGUCGGGGGAACUAGGGUUUGGAAUUCGGCGGAUUCGAAGGCUACCGCAUCUUCUCAAAUUAGAAACUAUGGUUCUUUAGACUCCAUGAAAAUCUCUCCCGAGGAAGACAGGAAGGCCUAUGAUGCAGCAACAGUCUCUGAGAUUGAUCGAACAGUGAAAAAGUAUGCAGAUAAUCUGCUACAUGCAUUGGAAGGUGUGAGUGCACGUCUAACGCAGCUGGAGAGCAGAACCCGCCACCUUGAAAGUUCAGUGGAUGAUUUGAAAUUAUCUGUUGGAAAUAAUCAUGGUAGCACUGAUGGAAAACUGAGGCAGCUGGAGAAUAGUCUGAGAGAGGUGCAAACUGGUGUACAGGUUUUGAGAGAGAAGCAAGAAAUAGUUGAGACCCAGCUGCAGUUUGCAAAGUUUCAGGUGUCAAAAGGAGAUCAGCAAUCUGAAGGCCAAAAUAAUGCUUCACAGCAAGAUUCUAUGCCGCAAACAGCAUCUACUACUCAGCAAUCUUACCAACCACUUACCCCACCUGCCGUUCUUCCUCAACCACCUGCACCACUUCCUUCUCUCCCCCCUCCAAAUGCUCCUCCACCCCCACUGCAACAGAACCCUCCGGUUCAGCUUCCUGGUCAGUUACCGCAAAACCAAAUCCCUUCUGUCCCACAGAGAGAGCCCUACUUUCCAUCUCCUGGUCAGACACCAGAGGCCACACACCAGCAAUACCAACUGCCUCCACCUCAGCAGCUACAGCCACCACCUGGUCCACCUCCUGCACCACAUCAGCAUUAUCAACCAACCCCCCAGCUUCCACAAUACUCUCAGCCACCCCAGCAUCCACAACAACACCCACCUGUUGGCCCUGUUAAUCCAUCUCCUCCACAACUCCAACCACCUAUGGGACAACAUCCUGAAGAACCCCCUUACUUGCCAUCUCAGACUUACCCUCCUGGCAUCCGCCAACCCCCCUCAGUGAGUCAGCCACCAUCUAGUGGAGUUCCUCCCUCCCAACAGUUCUAUGGUCCACCCGCCCAUUUAUAUGAGCCCCCAUCAAGCCGACCUACUUCAGGGUUUUCUCCUGCAUAUGGUCCACCUUCUGGUCCUACUUAUAGCGACUCCUAUCCAUACAGUGGAUCACCUUCUCACUACAGCAGUUCAAUACUGAAAUCAUCUCAACCUCCUCCUCCUCCUUCAGCUCCAAGUGGUGGAAGCAGUUAUCCGCGUCUCCCAACUGCUCAGAUAUUACCACAUGCGCUGCCAACGGCCACUAGCAUUGGCAGUGGAUCAAGUUCUGGUGGGACUGGAAACAGGGUUCCGAUUGAUGAUGUGGUUGACAAGGUGGCAACAAUGGGAUUUUCAAGAGACCAAGUGAGGGCAACAGUGAGGAAACUCACAGAGAAUGGGCAGUCGGUGGACCUGAAUGUAGUGCUGGAUAAGCUAAUGAAUGAUGAAGUCCAGCCCCAAAAAGGUUGGUUCGGCCGGUGACAUGAUGUGUGAUAGCAUCCAACUUGAUUUGUUUUGUAUAAAGUGAUGAACUGUUUCAUAGACCGUCUUUUCAAUGUUGGGUUCUUCUUUGGGUCUGAGUUGGUUGUCAUUUCAUUUCGUGUUUAUGUUGGUUUAUUAUUCUAAAAUAAUUUCCGCAACAGUCGAUGAUCUAAGAUUUAAUUUUGUACUUGUCUAUGCAA
Nelumbo nucifera (sacred lotus) is the source of this 2037-nucleotide messenger RNA. RefSeq names its product basic salivary proline-rich-like protein (DUF1421). NCBI's taxonomy places the organism in Eukaryota, Viridiplantae, Streptophyta, Magnoliopsida, Proteales, Nelumbonaceae. The record is from RefSeq and is a predicted model, not a curated record.